UCUCUAAUAGCCUCCUCCUCUGUUCUUCGUCUGAAUACUAAUUGCAUAAACUUGUGAUUUUUUUUUUUUAAUUCAAAUUUAUUUGCGAUUUAAAAUGAAAUCUUGUUUCUUGAUUUCUUUUUUCCCCCAACAAAUUAAAAUCAAAGCAUGUUUUCGGAUUUUGCACGGUUAUGUGAAGAGAGUUAUUUUGGUUCUCUGUUGCGGGUAUAUAUAUUCAAGAUACUCGACGGUUAUUCAUCUUCUUCAUCAUCUUCAUCAUUAUCACGCAAAACUCUAAGCUUCUGCGAUUUCACACUUCUCCUCCUCUCAUGGCGUUAGAGUUUCGACCUGUGGGAGUUGCAUUCGUUGCUCUUUAUCAGUGAGGCAUGUGAAGCCUUAGACAUUAAGCCAUGCACGGCCAUGAUCCUGCUACCCCGAUACCAAUGGAAAUUAACUGCUUUGGUUGCUGACUACAAUUCCUUGAUGAGGCUCCAACCUUUACUUAUGCAGUGUCCUGAAGUAAUGACACCAAACGUUGUGAAUGAAGAAUGGCUAUGUGACUGCUGCACGUUGCUCCUUCCUUGUUCCCUCUUUGACUGUGGACACCAUGUUUGCUAUCCUUGCAUUUUGGGUACGGCUUUCGAACAACUGAGAGCGAGCAAUGUCAUAAUCUGUCCUGUUCCUGGUUGUAACUGUUUCAUCAACUAUUCGAGUUUACCUACUCCUAUUAAGAAUAUGUACCUGAGUUCAUUGCUUAUAGACUUCGUGGAUAACACUGUUGAUAGGAGAUCCCGUUUUGCAUAUUGUGUUGAUAUGGCUAGGAGCCAUAAGAAGGAAGUGAUUUCAUGCGUUGCUACAGUAGCUCUCUUUGGAUUUUGCUUCUACAAAGUUCAGCAUUGGGAAGAGGAGCAUCCAUGGAAGGCAUGGCUUCUUCGCUAUGGCCUUUCAAAACUAUGGUGAAUAUGAGCGAUCUGGUAUUCAAAGUCGCAACAUCAAGAUACUCAGUUGCAGAAACUUCUACGGAUACUGUAAUACUUUAGGAAAUGGUUUUAUUAAUGAUCACUGUUCUGUAAUAACACUCUAGGAGUGAUUAGUAAUGUUACUGUUUGGAUCCUCAUUUGGUUUUAGCUUUCAUCUCUAUGAAUAUUGUAAUACUUCAAGAGUUUGUUUGCAAUUGGUGUUAUUAGAUUUGCAUUUGAAAUUAGUAUCUUGUGAGAUCAAAAAAGGUCGCAGUCUUAUAUAGCAAGUACUGGACACAUAGAAGUUUGGAAUGUUAGGUUGGAGUAGUAGUCGAAAAUGGUUAAAAAUACUCGGAUUCCUUUAGGAAAUGCUGGUGGUUUUAAUGUAAACUUUAACAGAUGAGAUGUGUCCGUUGACUAAGAUGUAGUCGAGUUGAGUAUUGUGAGGAGCCUUCCCCGCAUAAUUAUGUAUGUUGAUUGAUCUAUGUUUAGUACA
Camelina sativa (false flax) is the source of this 1434-nucleotide messenger RNA. RefSeq lists its product as uncharacterized. The record is from RefSeq and is a predicted model, not a curated record. Lineage: Eukaryota; Viridiplantae; Streptophyta; Magnoliopsida; Brassicales; Brassicaceae.